UCAAACAAUUGGUUUGUUCUGAAACCAACAUCUUAAGUUCGGGCGGUAUAUUUCUGUCAUUGUCAUUUGCAUUAAAAUAAAUAAAAGCAAUAUAUUCCUAUUUUCAGCAUAUUUUUAACACAACUAGCUUACCACCAACAUAAAUGAAGCUUCUAAAGCCCAGUUGGGUUAAUCAUGAUGAUAAGCCAAUAUUUUCUGUGGAUAUUCAUCCAACGGGAAAACGUUUUGCUACUGGUGGACAAGGCGGGGACUCCGGGAGAGUUGUUGUUUGGAACUUAAACUCUGUUUUAUUUGAAACUGUUGAAGUGGACCCAAAUGUACCCAAAAUGCUCUGUCAAAUGGAUAAUCACUUAGCUUGUGUGAACUGUGUGCGGUGGAGUAAUGGUGGCCGAUACCUGGCAUCAGGGGGUGAUGACCGACUUGUGAUGGUGUGGGGACUGAGUGUUGCUCCAUCAGCUCCUGGGAAACACAAAGCCGAGACAUGGAGAUGCUUAGCUACAUUAAGAGGACAUGCUGGGGAUGUCCUAGACCUAGCAUGGUCACCACUAGAUAAAUGGCUGGCAAGUUGCAGUGUUGACAAUACUAUUAUAAUAUGGAAUGCAGUGAAGUUUCCGGAGAUGGUCUGUGUACUCAAUGGACAUAAAGGUCUAGUCAAAGGUGUUGCAUGGGAUCCUGUUGGUAAAUAUUUGGCAUCUCAAUCUGAUGACAAAUCACUAAGAGUAUGGAAGACCGCGGAUUGGGCACAGGAAACUGUUAUAACAGAGCCAUUUGAGGAAUGUGGUGGCACGACGCACGUGCUGCGCCUGUCGUGGUCUCCGGACGGGCAGUACGUGCUGUCGGCGCACGCGAUGAACGGCGGCGGGCCCACCGCGCAGGUCGUGGAGCGCGACGGCUGGCGCUGCGACAAGGACUUCGUGGGCCACCGCAAGGCUGUCACCUGCGCUCGGUUCAACAACAACAUAUUCGUGAAGGAAGGCAAGAAGUGCUGCUGCGCUGCGGUGGGCUCCCGCGACCGCGCGCUCUCCAUCUGGCUCACUUCACUGAAGCGGCCUCUUGUUGUUGUACACGACCUCUUCAGCGACAGUGUCCUCGAUCUCUCUUGGAGCUCGGAUGGUUUAAAUCUAUUGGCGUGUAGUUCAGAUGGCACAGUCGCCUGCAUACAGUUUACUAACAAAGAGAUCGGAACACCUUUAACACUCGAUGAAAAGAACGCAUUCUACGAGAAGAUAUACGGGAAAUGUCUAGUGAACGAAUCAGGUGGUGAUUUGACUUCGAAUUUGCUGGUGGAAUGUCCAGAAAUCUUGCUGGCGCGAGAAAAGCAGGAAGCCAAGAAGGAGGCUGUCAAAGAGGAAAUCACUCCCAAGAGUGAUAAGUCACAGAGCGUGCCGGCAGUGACGUCACCGGCGGGCAGCACCGGCGGCAGCAUGGGCGCGCUGGCCAGCACUCCACUGCGACCCAUGGACUUAUGUGUGAUGUACACUUUACCAGUAUACUCAGUAGCGUUCUGUACCUGGACUGAUCAACUGGCACAGCGUGAACUGUGUCAGGUUACUUCUAGUAUUAUAGAUGAGUUUCUGUCCAGCGAGUCCCUGGGGUCGCAGCCGGGCGGCGGCGAGCACUGCUUCAGCACCUCCUCGCAGAGCAAGUCGCGCAUCCGCGUGGAGCGCCGCGACGACAUCGUCAUACAUCCCAACGUCAGCAACCACGCCACCUCGCACAACAACGACAAGUCAGUAAAUAACAUAUAUUUCCAUUCCCAUGAGCCCUUUUAGUACAUGUUAGAAUGC
This is a messenger RNA of Papilio polytes (common Mormon), 1787 nucleotides long. It is a transcript of the gene Hira, whose product is annotated as chromatin assembly factor 1 subunit FAS2. The transcript is spliced from 12 exons. The record is from RefSeq and is a predicted model, not a curated record. Bases 144 to 1772 code for a protein of 542 amino acids. Lineage: Eukaryota; Metazoa; Arthropoda; Insecta; Lepidoptera; Papilionidae. Gene Ontology annotation, biological process: DNA-templated transcription; chromatin organization. Gene Ontology annotation, molecular function: protein binding; nucleosome binding. Gene Ontology annotation, cellular component: HIR complex; nucleus.